Schistocerca piceifrons (Central American locust) is the source of this 3769-nucleotide messenger RNA. RefSeq names its product protein singed wings 2 (gene swi2). The record is from RefSeq and is a predicted model, not a curated record. Bases 1 to 1839 code for a protein of 612 amino acids. The transcript has 9 exons. NCBI's taxonomy places the organism in Eukaryota, Metazoa, Arthropoda, Insecta, Orthoptera, Acrididae. Gene Ontology annotation, molecular function: protein binding.
AUGGUAUGGGCAACCUUGAAGAGAAAGGGAGUUGGAAAGCAAAGACUUGAAGUCAUCCAGGCAGUGAGUGAGAAAAGCUCUAGUUGUGUGCAGGCACCAGUUGGAAGAACUGAAUGGUUUAAGAAUGUUACGGGACUAAUACAAGGAGGUGUGAUAUCACCCGUACUAUUUACAAUGGUGAUGGAUGAAAUAGUCAAAGAGACGAAAGAAGCUCAUAGAGGGAGGGAGAUGAAGCUGUUACUAUUUGCUGCUGAUAUUGUGGUGUACGGAACAAGCAGUAAGGAGGUACAAAAACAAAUAUACAUCCUAGAUGAUAAGGUCGAGAAAUAUGGAAUAAAAUUUAGUGUGGAGAAAAGCACGGUGGUAACCAGAGGGGAUAGAAAGGGCAACGGACAAUUUCAUAUUAAGGGACGGAAUAUUGAAAUAGUGGACAACUUUAAGUAUCUAGGAAGUUUAUUAAUGGGGAAUGCUCGUUUGGAGACAGAAAUUAGGAAAAGAAUACAACAGAGUAGUACAUUUUACCAGUGGUGGUGGUGGUGGUGGUGGUGGGCGGCCUCGGUGUGCGGGGAAGAGUGUCCGGAGAAGGCGGCGUGCCAGCGGCUGCGGGGACACCGCGUCGUCUGCUCCGGAGGGCUGCACCAGUUCGCCACGACCGCCGCGCCUCGCGUGCGCUCGGUGCGGCUGUGCGACUGGCCGGAGGCGACGCUCGACCCCGCGGCGCUGGCCCGAGCCUUCCCGGGCGCCCAGCAGGUGGCGCUGCUCAACGCCAACGUCUCCCGCCUCUCCGCGCCGUUCCCGCCCAUGGCCAAGCUGGAGACGCUGAACAUGACGGGUCUCGGCCUCCGCGAAUUACCCGAGGACGCCCUUGGGAACCUCACAUCUCUCCGCACGCUGGACUUGCGGAAUAACCACCUGGAGCGUCUGGAUCCCGAGCUGUUCGACGACCUGGAUGAGCUGAAGCAAGUCUACUUGUCAGGUAACAGGUGGGACUGCGCGACAGCCGACCUGACGUGGUUGCUGGGCGACGACGGAGCGAUCGUCAAGGACCGCGACGCCAUGCGCUGCGGAGACGCCAACUUCACGGAGCGGCCAGUCGUGCGAGUCAUGGAAUUCAUCAAGGCGAUGCAGGAGAAGUGCCCCAGCAACUGCACGUGCUGGAUGGGCUACGUGGCGCCCACCAAGGAGGGCUUCCUGCUGCCCAUCAUCACCGUCGACUGCAGCGGCCGCGGACUCACGCAGCUGCCCGAGGACGUUCCGGAGAACACCACCACACUCAUCCUUACAGGCAACAAGAUCCGCGACGUGUCGCGGCUGUCGCGCGGCCUGGGCCACUACCCGCGCGUGCUGGACGUGCAGCUGGACGACAACGAGGUGUCCUCGCUGGACGAGCUGGAGGGCUCCCGCUGGCUGUCCACGUUCCGCGCGCUCAGCGUGCGCGGCAACCGCCUCUCGCAGCUGCCCGCCUACGCCUUCGACGACGCGCUCGAGCACAACGGCAACGCGCUGCGACUCGCCCUGGGCCACAACCCCUGGCUCUGCGACUGCCACGUCACGCCUCCCUUCCAGGUGCUACUGCUAAAGUAUUCGAAGCUGGUCACAGAUCUGGAUGACAUUCGAUGCCAGAACAUCGAUGGCGACGAAAAUGCCAAUGUCAAGGUGAAGGACGUGUCGCGCAACUCGGUGUGCCGCGUGCCGGAGGAGCAGCUGGUGCAGCCUCUGGACGUGCUCAACGGCGUGCUGGCGGCGCUCAUCGCUCUCUCGCUCGCCAAGCUCGCCUACGACUACUGGGCCUUCAAGCGCACCGGCAAGCUGCCCUGGCUCGUCGGCAAGAUGCCCUGAGCCGCGGCACCAGCCGGCCACGCAUCCAUCCGCUCCCCGCCUGCCGGCGCUCAGGGCCACGUCCACAGUAUUUCAACAAGUAACGCAGCCUUACGGGCAGAUGACCGAAUUAGAAAUGUUGCUCUAAGCGCCCCCGAUUACGCGGCUCACGUAACUAAGCACGACGUCGCAGUUUCUUUAAGAGAUGUAACAUUUGUCGAGGAUUUGCAGAAACACACCCUUUAAUUUCCUUCUACGAUUCAGGUAUAGUGUGAAGGUUGUUCAUUUGAACUGUGAUCCGAGCAAGUCAGGUGUGGUGGGCUGUUUCAGCUCUAAGACUGUCCUGCUGAAACCACAUGCUUUUGUUCAUGUUUAGUGUUGAAAAAUUGUUGCACCAUCUGUAUGUAGCGCUCAGUGUUCAUUAUGCCACGAAAUUAUGUGACACUGCGCAUAAAACACACACUUUUUGUGUAUCCAGAGACUAUGAUAUGGAUUUUGCGUGGCCCAUAUGAGUGUGUACGUGCAUUCACAUGUACACCAAGAUGGAGUCUUGCCUCGUCAAACCAAAACAAACUAUCGAAUUCUUAUUCAUAUGCCGUUGUAUAUGACACUGAUGGGAAGGUAUAUGUUUUGCAUUGUCUCCAGAGGACAACUCUUGCGCAUCUCGAAUUUUGUGCGGGAGCAAUACAGUUGGGCAAUACAGUGUGGAUGUAACCUCCAGAGAGACCAGACGUCCGCAACAGGCAUCACACAGACUUCACGGGACCCAAAGAAUAUGCAGCUCCUUUUGGCUGCAUUUGCCACAUUUCCUGUCUUCUGUCGUACAGGAACUUGAUGGUAGAUUAAUUUGGUGCAUUCUUACAAAACCUCUUUGUGAAGACUUCGGAGUGGCGACAUUUAUUGUGCUGAGUGACACUGAAUAUUCUCUUUGGUAAUGUGUAGCCCAUUUCUUUCUCAGUUAAACGAAAAUCAGCGUCUGCAACGAGAAAGAAACAUUGUUCCAUAAGACUGCGUUACUUUUUGAACACCCUGUAUUUGAUGAGGACUACAUUUCGUCGAUCAUUAAUAAUUUAACUAUCAGAAUCGUUGUAAAAGGACAACAAAGUUUCCAGUAUUAAAUACGGUACAAUGGACGUGGCAACAGGACAAAAUGUUUCAGCCAACAAAUCUCGUACACCAUGGGAACAGCAUCUCUCUUAGCUUUAGAUUCAGACCUGUAAGCAGCUCUGUUCAUCUUCAGUUUAUCUGAUAUUGUGGCCUAGUUGUACUCCGUGUUCCUAUUUGAAUUUGUGUUUGUGUAAUUAAUUUUCUGUUGCUUGUCUGUUAUUUUUACUGCUGAAUCCCAGAUUGGCAAAGCGGUCCGUAUUGAAGGAAAUGUGUCUCAAGUACUCUGCAGGUAGUUGGCCACAUAGUAACUGUUGAAAGCUGCAGUAUUCGAUGAAAAGUCUUCGUGCUGUUUUGUUUAGAUCAUAAAGGAUACAUUUCCGCGAAUUUACCGGUAUCCGUACACUUUUUAAAGCAUUAUUGCUAUGUAUCGUACAUACAACAUAUACUUUGAACUAGUCUGUUUCAGCCACCUACACAACUACUCGUAUCAUAUUCGUUUUCCCGAACAUCCCCGAAACAUCCAAAGCAUCAGUAGCGGAUAUUGCUCCACUUAAAUCCACCUACACUCAGAAAUUAAUGAAAUUUGUUAAUGGUUGAAAAUCUUAAAGAGAGUGAGACCUGAAAUUUUGUCAGAAUCGAAACGAUGAGUUACCAACAAUACAGACGUCCACAUAAUCAAGAGGUACUGUAGAUAACAUUCCAACAAUUCAUGAGUAGCAGUUGCUGCACUUUCAGACUGUAGAAAGUUUAAUUGCGUGCUGGGCAAUAAAAAAAACCGAAGAUCAAUCAACAGGACUUUCUUACAUAAAACCGCUGACCAAAUAAGCGUGUGAUGCGCCCUAAA